AUGGACGAAGGAAUAAAGAAAUUACCAGAUUUAGCAAUUGCUGAACUUGUAUUCACAGUUACUUAUGAUCCAUCAAAUCAAAAGGCAAAGAAGGAUUUACUCGUAGAAAUUGAAAAGAAUAAAAUGUAUCCAUUAUAUAAAAGAUUAGUUGAACAAUUAAAAUGGGAUGAAGAUAAACAAUUUGCUGAAAAGUUAAAGACUGAUAAUGAAACUGAAUUGAAGCAAUUGGAUGAUAAGAUUAAAGAUUCUGAAGAAAACUUUGGUGAAUCUGAAAUUAGAGAAGCUUUCUUGGCUAAAUCUGAUUUCUAUUGUAGAAUUGGUGAUAAAGAUAAAGCAUAUUCAUUAUAUAGACAAACAUUUGAAAAGACAGUACCAUUGGGACAAAAGUUGGAUUUGGUAUUUACAGUGAUUAGAAUGGGUAUUUUCUGGAUGGAUCAUGAUUUGGUUAGUAGAAACAUUGAAAAGGCCAAGACAUUGGUUGAAGAGGGUGGUGAUUGGGACCGUAAGAACCGUCUCAAGACCUACGAGGCAGUCUAUCUCAUGUCUAUUCGUAAAUUCAAGGAAGCUUCUGACCUCUUCCUCGACACUUUGGCCAGUUUCACCUCGACUGAAUUCAUCGAGUACUCCAUCUUUGUUCAAUACUUGAUUUUUACCAGCAUGUUACAUCUCGAUCGUGUAUCUCUAAAGUCAAAGGUCAUUGAUUCACCAGAUGUCCUCUCUGUCGUAAGAGAUGUUCCACAUCUUCAAGAAUUAUUAUUAUCCUAUUAUAAUGGUGAAUAUAAUCAAUUCUUUACUAAUUUAUCAUAUUUCUCUGAAAAUAUUAAAGGUGAUAGAUAUUUAUCAAGUCAUGCUAGAUUCUUGACAAGAGAAUUAAGAAUUAUUGCUUAUACUCAAUUUUUGGAAUCCUACUCAAGUGUUAGAUUAGACUCUAUGGCCAAUGAAUUUGGUGUCUCUGUUGAUUUUAUCGAUAGAGAAUUGUCACGUUUUAUUUCAGCAGGUCGUCUUCAUUGUAAAAUUGAUAAGGUUUCUGGUGUCAUUGAAACCACUAGAUCAGACAAUAAGAACUCAAUGUACAAACAAACACUCCAACAAGGUGACAACUUGUUAAAUAGAAUUCAAAAAUUAUCUCGUGUCAUUAAUGUAUAA
This is a messenger RNA of Cavenderia fasciculata, 1146 nucleotides long. It is a transcript of the gene psmD6, whose product is annotated as 26S proteasome non-ATPase regulatory subunit 6. NCBI's taxonomy places the organism in Eukaryota, Evosea, Eumycetozoa, Acytosteliales, Cavenderiaceae. Gene Ontology annotation, biological process: proteasome-mediated ubiquitin-dependent protein catabolic process. The record is from RefSeq and is a predicted model, not a curated record. The coding region runs from base 1 to 1146 and encodes 381 amino acids. The transcript is spliced from 4 exons.